Molecule: messenger RNA, 309 nt
Organism: Paramecium sonneborni
Lineage: Eukaryota; Ciliophora; Oligohymenophorea; Peniculida; Parameciidae
Source: the annotation of a GenBank genome assembly
AUGAAAUUUCUGCAUAAAAUUUGAAAUGAUAGGCAAACUUUUCAUCUAUAAGAGGUUAAUAGGCAAGCAUAAAUGGUAUUUAAAAAAAGAAUAUAAUUACUAAAAUACUAUUUAGAACCUGCCAAUAUAUGUAGAAUUGAGAAUCUGGUUCAAGUACUUUCAAUUUAUUUAAAUAGAAAGACAUUCCAACAAGAAAGCCAGUCUCUUUAGUUUCAUAAGCAUAAUCUUUAAAAAUCUCCUUUUAUCUUAUGUCAAUGAUUUAAGCCAUAGUAACAUGAUUUAUAGAUUAUUUACUUUUGAAGCAUCUUU